UUAGAAGUUAGUAGGGCUCUUUUUUUUCUUAUUUUUUUCUCAGAAGUACUGAGUUAGGUAGGAGGAUUUAGAAAUGUGGAGCUAAUGUUGUGAUUGACCAGACACUCCAGCACAAUAGGUGGUUGCCAACACCUUUUAACGUCUGUUUGCGGACCCCCGUUAUAUCAUAGAAGAAUAACAAGCCCGUCUUGAGUUCUUAUUAUGUUCUUGAACACAGCUCAUAUUCUGUGUUUACAUUGGCGAAGUCUCCUCCCCCCCACCCUGUCUUUCAAGUGGACGUUUUCCAAGUCUUUUCAACAAGUGGUUAGAUGGAGAGAAAAAAUAUAUCAAGUGCUUAUAGUUAGUUAGCUCGUAGAUUUAUCAAAAGCAGAGAGGGUAGACACUUUUUUUUGUCGAUGUGCACAAGAGUAACUAACUUAACUAGCGAACUAACGUUAAGUAGCUCAAUCUAGUCAAGUAAUUUAGUCAACAAACAUUCAACACUGAAAGUAAACAUUUUGAUUUCCUUGCUCAAAUAUGGGGAUGUGUUUACCGUGCCAUGGUGGAUCUGGAAACGACUUGUCCCCCACACCAGAUCGAGAGACAAGGAGACGUCAGCUGGCAGAGACAGCCGAGCAGAGACAGAAAGAGAAAUUCUUCAGUCAAAGCCAAUUGUAUCCAACCCAUAAAGCAUGUCGGCCUACUAAAGCAUCGAGGAAGUCUGGCUGCUCUGCCCAAUGGCGAGCACUAUCCUCUCUCAGGAAGUCUGGCUGCUCUGCCCAAUGGUGAGCACUAUCCUCUCUCAGGAAGUCUGACAUCUGGCUGCUCUAGCCAAUGGCGAGCACUAUCCUCUCUCAGGAAGUCUGGCUGCUCUGCCCAAUGGUGAGCACUAUCCUCUCUCAGGAAGUGUGACAUCUGGCUGCUCUAGCCAAUGGCGAGCACUAUCCUCUUUCAGGAAGUCUGACAUCUGGCUGCUCUGUCCAAUGGCGAGCACUAUCCUCUCUCAGGAAGUCUGGCUG
Molecule: messenger RNA, 998 nt
Organism: Oncorhynchus keta (chum salmon)
Lineage: Eukaryota; Metazoa; Chordata; Actinopteri; Salmoniformes; Salmonidae
Product: small VCP/p97-interacting protein-like
Exons: 4
Coding region: 539-865 (108 amino acids)
Biological process (GO): positive regulation of autophagy; negative regulation of VCP-NPL4-UFD1 AAA ATPase complex assembly; negative regulation of retrograde protein transport, ER to cytosol
Cellular component (GO): endoplasmic reticulum membrane
Source: RefSeq, a predicted model, not a curated record